This is a messenger RNA of Phytophthora sojae, 1005 nucleotides long. RefSeq lists its product as hypothetical. Lineage: Eukaryota; Oomycota; Peronosporomycetes; Peronosporales; Peronosporaceae. Bases 1 to 1005 code for a protein of 334 amino acids. The record is from RefSeq and is a predicted model, not a curated record. The transcript has 8 exons.
AUGCUUGGUGACUGCGAAGUGCGCGGCCCGGCGAAAAUUGCGAAAUGGGGCAACUUUCAAGAGACGCCCAACUGGCUGGUCACUUUCGAAGAACCCGCGAGCGACGCUGGUGACCAACUGGCAGUCGAUGGUGACCGCCAAGGGCUGCCGCUAGUGGCGCGCGCGGACGGUCCGGACGGCAUUGAAUGGGCGACGGACGUGGUGAACGGCCUGGCGGUAAUAGUGGUGGUCGCUGCUGAGGCAGCUUGUCAAGUUGCAGUGGAGCGUCGCUGGGAGCUGGCGUGGCUCACUGCUGGAACACAUCGGCUCACGGAUCGCCGCUACGUUCGUCGACUUCGCCCUGAAGUGGAGCGUGCUGGCCAAGUUAUGCGUCAUACGCUACUGCAGGCCCUGCUGGCCACCCCGUUGGUUGUGCUGGAGUCUAAGGGCGAGCAUGAAGACGGGCUGGGGAGGUUGCUCUACAAGUGGCUUGACGAUUUGCACGAGUGGUGGUGCGCGUGCUCCAAGUACUGCACGGGCGCGAGUCUGGAGUCUGGCCGUUCGGUCGCCCGUGCCAAGCUUGUCGCCAAGGUAGUAUGGACGCUGACGUCCCUGAUCUUGUUCUCGGCGUUCUACGCCGUGCUGUUCACCUACGAAGUCGUCGAGUGGAUCUACCAGGGCGUGGCCGGCGUGUUCGCUGUAGUCGUGCUGGCGUCGGCGGGCGAGCGUUCGCCGCUGACUAUGGCCACGGAGGGCUACGCUGCGUGGUACGCGGCUCUCGAGGAUCAGGAGCAGGCUGAGCGUCUAAGUGAGGCAUUUUGGAGGAUGGACGGCGGGGGGCAAUGCGCCGAGAGUGCAGGUGCGGACGCGAAGUGGAUUGCAGACCGAACGGAGGGCCUGGCAAGUAUGGAGCGAAGUGAAUCAAGCUGCGUGCACUCGGCGAGGACGCCGAGACGCAGUCGGGGAGGAUGUCCCGAGUCGGAACGGCUCGGACCGUUCCAACUCUGCGUGGGCGACGAUGAGUGA